UCAGGCGUCGGAGCGGGCGGCCGCGGGCGCCGCCGCCUCCUCCUCCAUGGCUGUUUACCCGGCUGCAUUGUGGGAGUUUGACCUCCGCCGCCGCCAACCGCCGCCUCAGCUUGCGCCGCCGCCGCCGCCGCGCACGCCAUGGGAGCCGUGACUGACGACGAAGUCAUACGGAAGCGCCUCCUAAUUGAUGGAGACGGCGCUGGAGAUGAUCGGAGAAUCAAUCUGCUAGUGAAAAGUUUCAUUAAAUGGUGCAACUCUGGGUCCCAGGAAGAGGGAUACAGCCAGUACCAACGUAUGCUGAGCACGCUGUCCCAAUGUGAAUUCUCAAUGGGGAAAACUUUGCUGGUAUAUGAUAUGAAUCUCAGAGAAAUGGAAAAUUAUGAAAAAAUUUACAAAGAAAUAGAAUGUAGCAUUGCAGGAGCACAUGAAAAAAUUGCUGAGUGCAAAAAGCAAAUUCUUCAAGCAAAGCGAAUACGAAAAAAUCGCCAAGAAUAUGAUGCUUUGGCAAAAGUGAUCCAGCAUCAUCCAGACAGACAUGAGACACUAAAGGAACUAGAGUCUCUGGGAAAAGAACUGGAGCAUCUUUCACAUAUUAAAGAAAGUGUGGAAGAUAAGCUGGAACUGAGACGGAAACAGUUUCACGUUCUACUUAGUACCAUCCACGAACUUCAGCAAACACUGGAAAAUGAUGAAAAGCUCUCCGAAGUAGAAGAAGCCCAAGAAACCAGCAUGGAAACAGACUCCAAGCCAUAGACAGGCUAUCGUUCACCAUUCCCAAGAAUACGGAAGUAACAACAUGCUCACUGUGUUUGGAACUUGUUGUACUCUUGAGAUUUAAACUUUUGGCAGUGAACUACUUUGCUUUUAAAUGUUAAUGCACAGUUCAUUCCGAUUUCUUUACACAAAGGAAAAAGACUUUAAUAUUGAUUUGUUUGUAUUGAAAUGCCUUUUUUAUUCUUGAAAGGUAGGAAGCAACAUCCCAAAAUGUUUCAUAGAAUGUUUUCAAGCCAGAUAUGUUUUGUGCUCAGUAGUGUUGUAGGUAGUUUUUAACUGGUAACACUGAUUGACUUAUAAACUAAGUUGAAGGUGGUGAGAAAGCGGCAUUUCCAGGAUGUGGGUGAGAAAAUGAGUCAAUCUGGAAAUUGUUACCACUUUUGAAAAUGGAGUUCAUGAAUAGGCUUCAAGAGGGCUGCAAAUUUGUGAAAUUAUGUUCAAAAUAGGGGUAGCGUAUGCUCAUUUGGGGAGAAGUUGCAUGAUACUAACAAUCGGUGGUGUAAGAGGUAAUUAUAAGAUGAAAGCAAAUCAAUAUGCAUUGCUUUCUAGAUCUCUCUCCUCAACACUUGAGCAAUGUGGUUAUAAAAUGUUUUGUGAAUAUGUUUUCUCCUACUGUUUCAUUAUGUAGGGGUCAUUUUCAGCAGAAAAAAAAAUUGAUAAAGAAAAAGUUGUCUCAGAAAAACAGUCUGUUAAGAUGCUCUUGCAUAAAGGAUUUCAUCAUCUUAAAAAUUAA
Felis catus (domestic cat) is the source of this 1507-nucleotide messenger RNA. RefSeq names its product THO complex 7 (gene THOC7). The record is from RefSeq and is a predicted model, not a curated record. Gene Ontology annotation, cellular component: THO complex part of transcription export complex. Gene Ontology annotation, biological process: mRNA export from nucleus; mRNA processing. The transcript is spliced from 8 exons. Lineage: Eukaryota; Metazoa; Chordata; Mammalia; Carnivora; Felidae. Bases 139 to 753 code for a protein of 204 amino acids.